Bradysia coprophila is the source of this 1599-nucleotide messenger RNA. Its product is annotated as vesicular glutamate transporter 1-like. Gene Ontology annotation, molecular function: transmembrane transporter activity. Gene Ontology annotation, cellular component: membrane. Lineage: Eukaryota; Metazoa; Arthropoda; Insecta; Diptera; Sciaridae. Gene Ontology annotation, biological process: monoatomic anion transport; transmembrane transport. The record is from RefSeq and is a predicted model, not a curated record.
UUGGGCAGUGUUCAAGAAACACGCUUUACUUUUGGCUAAACGUGAAACCGAUAGUGGAAGUGUAAUUUCUGAAAUUACUUACAAUGAACGAAUUCGAAAGUGAAACACCAUCCGACCUGCCUUCAACAUGGAAAUUCUGGCAAAAAAGGCGCUAUGUUGUUGUGCUGAUGGCAAUUAUUGGAUUUAGCAAGUUAAGUGAGUUAAAUGUAGACAUUGUUGCGAUGACAGAAAAUCGAAUUGUGCAUUACGAUAAUGGCACUGUAGUUCACGAGCGAUACUUCGACUGGAGCUCAAAAGAACAGGAACUUAUUGUGAGUUCGUUCUUUUACGGAUACAUUUUGACUUCAUUAUUGGGUGGCUAUUUGGGUGCAAAGCUUGGUGGCAGUUUGGUAUUUGGUUUGGGUAUAUUCGCAGCAUCCGUUCUUACAUUGUUAGCACCAAUUGCAGCCCAUGCAGGCUUGUACACUCUCGUUGCCGUUCGUUUGAUGCAAGGAAUGUGCCAAGGCGUUGCACUUCCAUCCAUUCAAGAUGUUUGGUCACGGUGGAGUCCACCGCAAGAACGAUCUCGAAUAUCCACAAUGUCAUAUGCCGGAACGUACGUUGGUACUGUGAUAGCGGUGUCGUUCAGCAGAAUAAUGGCAUCCAAUUUUGUUUGGGAAAGUACCUUCUACGUUUUGGGUGGCAUUGCCUGUGUAUGGUGUAUUUGCUGGUUGAUCAUUGUAAAACGAGAUCCCGAGCAAGACCGUCGCAUAUCGAAAGAAGAACUGAAAUACAUACAGAGCUCGUUGGGGUUAUUGCAACGAAGUGGAAGCUCCACGAUUCCAUGGAAAGACAUAUUCACGUCGAAAAUCGUUUUGGCAAUAUGUGUGGCACAGACAGCCGCAAUGUGGGGCACGCAUACCGUAAUAACAGUGCUGCCAACAUUUUUGAGAGACGUCUUCAUGUUUGAUCUGGGCAAAGCGGGUCUCGUAGCUGCUGCACCGCACUUGACCAUGGGCAUUUUAUUACUGGUCUCCGGUCACUGCGCAGACCACUUCCAAAUCAAAGGAUAUUUGACGACCACUCAAGUGCGACGUUACUUCAAUUGUUUAGGUUUCAUUUUGCAAGCGAUAUUUCUCCUACUGGCAGCAUUUUCGCAACAAUCAUUCUGGAGUGUUAUUUACAUCACUUUAUCGGUAGGGUUUGGUGGGAUGGCCUUCUGUGGAUUUUAUGUAAAUGUCUUGGAUAUCGCUCCAAACUACGCGAGUGUAAUAUUUGGGAUAACAAACACACUGGGCACACUUCCCAGAAUUGUGAGUCCAAUAUUAACCGAGUAUUUGGUGAAAAGCAAAACAGCCGCAGAAUGGAGGCUGGUUUUUUAUGUAGCUGCCGGAAUUUAUGGAAUUGGAACGUUGGUCUAUUGGUUUUGGUGUUCUGGUGAAUUACAACCGUGGGCUAAGAACAGUACAGUCAACAGCACAGGUGUAUCGAAGGACAAUUAAGUUCCAAGCAAAACAUUUUGAUCGAUGCCGAACGUUAUUUCAAGCCGUUUUUUCAUUAAACCAUGCAGCGAAACUUUGAAUAAUUAAUUUUUUUAGUAAAGUAUCGUGAAAAAUUAGG